This is a messenger RNA of Fibroporia radiculosa, 483 nucleotides long. RefSeq lists its product as uncharacterized. Bases 1 to 483 code for a protein of 160 amino acids. The transcript has 4 exons. The record is from RefSeq and is a predicted model, not a curated record. NCBI's taxonomy places the organism in Eukaryota, Fungi, Basidiomycota, Agaricomycetes, Polyporales, Fibroporiaceae. Gene Ontology annotation, molecular function: acyltransferase activity, transferring groups other than amino-acyl groups.
AUGUUCGAGGCGUACUACUUCCCUAAGGAUGUCUUGGUAGCUGUGCUUUACGGCAACGACGCGUCUCCUGAAAAGAGAAGUGCCGGUGGCGCUGUAGAGGUGCAAUACGGGAUUGAACAGGCGAUCAACGGCCGAAAUCUGGAGGAAUGUAUCGCCAGGUGCUACUAUAUCAAACCGAACUAUCCGGGUCGGUCGUCACAUAUAUGCAAUGCCGGAUUCCUCGUCUCGCCCUCGAAGCGUGAAAAGGGCAUCGGCGCCGCCUUCGCGCGGUCAUUCUUGUAUUAUGCCCCUCGGCUUGGUUAUGAAGCAAGUGUGUUAAACCUGGUUUAUGUCAACAACGUUGCCAGUGUUCGGCUCUGGGGAGCUCUAAACUUCACGAAGGUAGGACGCAUUCCCCGCGCUGGAUGGCUGAAAAAAGCCGACGGCUCCGGCGAAGAGUUUGUGGACGCUUGGGUAUUCUAUCGCCGCUUCGAUCCAAUUUGA